UAAAUGACAAGCCCUGAUCCUGUGUGAGAGACUGUGAGGGUUCAGCAGUUUUAGAGUUGGAUUUCGUGUCAUGUGCUGUCUGCUGUUUGAGUAGCUGCUGAAAAGCAGCCAUGCACUUCCUAGGCUCCGCUGUGCUUUUCUCCAUGGUGUUGCAGGCUGUGUCUGCACAGGUGGAGGAUUGGCAGAUGGCCAAGUCUAUAUAUGAGUUCACCGCCACGGAUAUUGAUGGCAAUGAAGUGUCCCUGGAAAAAUACAGGGGCAAGACAGUCAUCAUCACUAAUGUUGCUUCCAAGUGAGGCAGAACCCCCGUAAACUACUCUCAGUUUGCAGAGAUGCACGCCAAGUAUGCUGAGAGAGGUUUACGCAUCCUGGCCUUUCCAUCCAACCAAUUUGCCAAUCAGGAACCUGGCACCAAUGCACAAAUCAAAGAAUUUGCCAAAUCGUACAAUGUACAUUUUGACAUGUUCAGCAAGAUCAAUGUGAAUGGGCCGAACGCUCAUCCUCUGUGGAAGUGGCUGAAGGAGCAGCCAAACGGCAAAGGACUCUUUGGAAAUGGAAUCAAGUGGAAUUUCACUAAGUUUCUCAUUGACCGCGAGGGCCAGGUUGUGAAGAGAUACUCUCCAAUGAGUGAUCCAAGCGUGGUAGAGAAGGAUCUGCUCGACUAUUUGUAAGCUCUAUGAUAACAUCAUGUGAAUUCAUAUAGCUCAUGUCUAUUCCCUAACCUCUCCUGUGGACUGCUGGGUGUCAGUGGGGUGAAACCCAUGGACUUAUGAAGGUUUGUCUGGAAACUCGUCCUACGGAAAGGACAGACCUGAUGCAUGUGGCGUGCAAAACCUCCUGGGAGGAUCACCAGGGCACAAUCGGUCAACUGGAGAGGGACCCUAUUCCUUCACAGCCCUAAUCCUUUCACAUGAUGAUAUAGAUGUUACUUUAAUUAUUCUUCACCAAACUAUUUCCUUAAUAAACUCACAACAUUUUCAUCUAAA
Messenger RNA from Pygocentrus nattereri (red-bellied piranha), 986 nucleotides. RefSeq names its product glutathione peroxidase 4a (gene gpx4a). Gene Ontology annotation, molecular function: glutathione peroxidase activity. The record is from RefSeq and is a predicted model, not a curated record. NCBI's taxonomy places the organism in Eukaryota, Metazoa, Chordata, Actinopteri, Characiformes, Serrasalmidae. The transcript has 7 exons. Gene Ontology annotation, biological process: response to oxidative stress.